Molecule: messenger RNA, 3251 nt
Organism: Schistocerca americana (American grasshopper)
Lineage: Eukaryota; Metazoa; Arthropoda; Insecta; Orthoptera; Acrididae
Exons: 10
Coding region: 284-1921 (545 amino acids)
Source: RefSeq, a predicted model, not a curated record
CGCUGAGUGAAUGUGCGCCCUGAAGCUAAGUCACGGACUCUUGCCGGAUACCAUCACCGACGGGAGACGUCGUUAGUACUUCUCUCGGACCAAGCAUUACUGUCGGUGGCACAACACCGGCGCAUCAGACCAAGGGUCGCUGCGGACAACCAUCGGAGGCAGACCACAAAAAAUACGUCAUACCAGCUAACACUUGGCUACGCCCUGGAUUCUAAGCGACGUUCGCUUCUUACCCCGCAACGGAUCACGUAACGCGCGCUGAAAGGAGGGAGCGCCAGCCGCCAUGUCCUCGGAGCUGAGCGGCUUCCUGGAGGUGAAGGUGCCAUCGCGCGUCCGCAAGAGGGGGCUCACUCCUUGGAAGGCGUGGCGGCGGCAGUGGUGCGAAGCGCGGCCGGCAGCUGAGGAAGGCGCCGUUGAGCUGCAGUUCUCCGCGACGCCGGGAGGUGGCAGCACCAACACAGUGCACAUUCCGCACGGAGUCGUGCUCUGCCGCUCCGAGUCCCGGUCCCGCCAGUUUGCGUUCGGCGUGUACGAGCAGCCGCAGGUGGAGGGCCGCUCACACUCUCAGUCCCAGGGCCUGGGUGUGGGUGUGGGCACGCCGCGGCGACCGUCGCUCUUCCUGGCCACCCCUAACGAGGCCGAGACGCAGACCUGGAUGGCGCACAUCCGCGCGCUGCUCGCCAUGGGACGCCCGCUGCCUGCUGCAUCAAGACUAGGGGAGAGCGACUUCGCGGUGUCACUGAUCGACAAUGCACACGCGCGUGCUGCCGGCCUAGCGGGCUACCAUGGCGUGCUGAGUGUGACACCAACGCACCUGGUGCUGCGUGACCCCUUCCUGGAGGAGGUCCGUAUGCGCAUCGACUGGCGUCAGCUGCACCAGUGCCACGUAGCCGCCGCCACCAACCCUAGCGACGAGAAUCGCAUCUGCGUCCUACAUACCAGCAGCGCCUUCUGUGCGGGCGCGGGACAGCUGGUGCUGUGGUGCGGGUGGCGCGCACCACGGCUGGUGCAGCGCGUCGUUUCUCGCGGCUGGCGGCCGCCGCAGCGCCUGCUGUCCUCGCCGCUGCCCACACCGCCGUCUGCACCGCCUUCUCUACCGGCCGCUGCCACCGCGCCCGCAUCCACCGCCGCCUCUAUGGCCGGCCCACUGGUGGCACAGUCCGCCGUGUGCGCCGGCCUGCGCGCCGCCAGCCGCCGGCUCAGCCGCAGCGAGAGCGACCUGCACUGCUGCUGGGCAGCCGACGACAGGCUCGCCGGCUCCCCACAGCGCGCUGCUGCUGUCCUGCUGCGCACGCACUCGGGGUCGCGCGACUCUGGCGUGCGAGUCUCCACCGCUUCCGACGACUCCAGCACCGGCCGCGGCAAGAUUGCGUCGAGUCUAAUAUCUGCUGGCUUGGGGCUGAUGUUCUCGACACCAGGCUGCAGUGAAGUUGACUCAGAAUCUUUGCAUGAGUAUCAACAGAUUGGAAGCUUUGACAGUGAUGAGGAUGAUCAGGACCAGAUUCGGUAUGGGACAUCUCCGAGGAGGGAGUCUGGUAUUUCUGUGGCAUCUGGUAUAUAUGAGGAAAUUGAUGAAUCUGAAGUAUCAUCACAGAGUCAUUACGAGAAUCCUGUUUCUUUACACUGGACAACAUUAAUGAACAAGAGUGCCCCUCUACCUCCUCCACUGCCCCCACGGAAGAGACACGACUGCCGCACUAUCUGCAGUGUACGGAGUGAGGAGACAUUAGACGACUGCCGACCAUCGUCGAGGCUGGUUUCGUCACAAGUGGCCCUGAGAUACACUGAACGGCAUUCUGCAUCCUGUUCUGCUCUUUCUGACACUGAACCUGGAUACAUGCCUAUGUCCCCUCGCAUUCCAGUAACAGCAGCAGCUGAAGAACAGCUCUACAUGCCUAUGGCAAGCAUUGACAUAUCAUGACAUUUUUGUUUAUGGAGUAUAGUACUGCCAAACACUCCUGCACUCUCCAUCCCCAGGGUAAUUUUGGUCACUCCAAUUGAGGAACUAUGAAUUUAUUAGUCUUUCCACAAACUGACUUUAUUUUUUGUAUAAUUGAAACCCUUUUGAAAAUAUGAGUGUUAAUUUGUGUGUCACCAGCAAUCAUUGUACACUCUUUUUCAAGAACUACGUAGUUCUCUGUGAUAUCUCUGGAGCUGAUGCAACAGUAGCUGGGUGUUAUCUUUUUGUCCACCCUGUCCAAAUAAUGCAGAUUUUAAUCAAUCCAAGAGCGGACCAGGGGAGGGGAGAUUCUUUUCAAUCCAUGAUGUACUGUUUCAUUGACAAGAAAAAGUAAAGCAAUUGAUAGUUGUGAAUUAAUGAUAAUGUGUUAGCAUAUUUCAUCAAGUAUAUAAUCACAUUUCCACUUGUGUUUACGCUUUCUAUGUGGGAAUACUCAACCUUGUUCUUUUGCAUACAUGUACUGAGUGUGUCCAAAGUACAUUUCAUUGCAGAAUGUAAUGUCUUUCAUCUUAAAGCAGGAAAACAGUAGAAAAAUAGAAGAUUCAAGUACUGUAUGAAUAAAAUAAGAGAACUCCACAGAAAGGAACUUUGCAAUAGGCUUUCAAGGAAUACGGAUAUUGUAUGUUGAAACUUUUUCACUUAUUCAGUCUUCAGAACAUUUGCAGCAUGCGAGAUAUAGUAACCCAUUUUCAGUAUUACCCUUUCCUGUGUAGAUGUCCUUUCGUAAAUACAAGACAAUAUGAAUUAUGCAGAUCUCUGUAGCUCCUAGAAUUUUUAAUUUUGUAUUUGAUAGCCAGAGAAAUGCUGUAAAAUUUUAGGAGAGGAUAUGUCACAAAAACUUGUUUUUACAAAUGUGUGUCACAUAUCUCAGUUUUGAACAAACCUGCAGAAAGCAAAACAUUUAACACCGAUGGAAAGAAAUUCAGUGUAUGCAGUGCUGAGAAGAAAAUAUGUGUAUGAAGAAAGAGGAUUGAGUACCUUCAUGUUUGUGUCAUUUAAAGGGAACAGUAAAUAUGUUUGUGACAUUUUGUUUUGUUUUAAUUUGUGUGUUCAUCUCAUAGUAUUUGAUUUAAAGGCUUAAACAGAUGGUGUAAUGUGAUUAGUACAAAGUGUGGGUGGAUGAAGCGCACAAAUAUCUUGCAGAUCUGUAAUUGUCAGAGUUAUCAAACUGGUGAUGUUGAAGUAAAACCAUAGUGUUGAAUGAUACCAAAAAAGCAAAAUGUAAAUCAUAACAAUGUCUUUUUUAUGUGUAUACAGAAAAUGAAAUAAAUUUGUACAUUUGUUGCAUGAA